Actinia tenebrosa (Australian red waratah sea anemone) is the source of this 1636-nucleotide messenger RNA. Its product is annotated as 2-acylglycerol O-acyltransferase 2-A. Lineage: Eukaryota; Metazoa; Cnidaria; Anthozoa; Actiniaria; Actiniidae. Gene Ontology annotation, molecular function: diacylglycerol O-acyltransferase activity. The record is from RefSeq and is a predicted model, not a curated record. Gene Ontology annotation, cellular component: endoplasmic reticulum membrane. Gene Ontology annotation, biological process: triglyceride biosynthetic process.
ACAUCCGGCUCUCUCCCAAUAAAAGACCUGCAGAACACGUAGAGGUUGUGCCAAAACUUAUAAACAGGUCUAGUGCUGAAAAAGGAGGUUUCUGGAUAGUACUGAGUUUGUUACCGAACCGAAAUCAGGCUUGGAGAUAURACACUGUUUAAGCAGAAAAGAAUUUCUGAAACAUUUGGGUAAAAAUGAAUGAUAAUCGAGCUCCAGCAUCGAUAAGUGAACGAUUAAGUCUGGCACUGGUGUAUGUCAUUACAUUUUCUGGGACCACAUACGUCUUGUCAGGUGUACUCUUCAUACUCGCUUUGCUAUGUCCUCUAUUCUGGCCCUUCCUUUUGUUUUACCCGGUUUGGCUGUGGUACGACUGGGACACCCCUUCUAAAGGAGGAAGACCAUUCAAAUACUGUUUUGUUAGAAGAUGGAGAAUAUUUAACAUUAUACGAGACUACUUCCCAAUCACUCUGGUCAAAACGACCGAGCUCGACCCGAACAAGAACUACAUUCUUGGCUACCAUCCACACGGUAUGCUCCCUGAUGGAGCACUCGUUUGUUUUGGUUCAGAAGCUGCUGGUUUUGGGCGACUAUUUCCGGGAAUCAAGCCUCGUUUGGCAAUGAUUUCAUUCUUCAGGAAAUACCCCAUAUUUCGUGAGCUCGUGAUGGCGACUGGGAUCAUCAGCGUGUCACGUGACAGCCUGGAGUACGUGCUAGAUCAGAAAGACAAAGGAUACGCUGUAGUGGAUGUGAUAGGAGGAACGAGAGAAGUGCUGAACACCAGUCCCUCCUCGUACCAUCUGGUGCUGAACAGACGGAAAGGAUUUGCUAAACUUGCACUGGAAACAGGAUCGUCUCUCGUCCCUGUAUUCGCGUUUGGUCAGAACGACAUGUUUCACCAACCUCGCUCUUCCUUGCCUUCGAGAUUAGGAGAAAUUUUUACACUAUGGCUUAGGGUGAUGCUUAAGUUUACAACGCUGAUUAUUCAUGAUGUCAGUACCUUUGGUAUCAUACCAAGAAGAGCGCCAAUCACUGUCAUUGUUGGAGCGCCAAUUGAAGUCGAAAAAGUAGCUUUCCCAACUUAUGAUGAGAUAGACGAACUUCACUCCGCGUAUGUCGAUGAGUUGAAGGAGUUGUUUGACAAACACAAAGUGCAGUAUGGCGUUCACAAAGACACUCAAUUAAUUCUGGAUGAAGACUGAAUCGUGUUGCGCUGUAGAGUAAUCUGGCUACGUAAUCUGGGACACCGAUGUAGCAAUAGAUCUCUUCGGCUUGGUCGUUUAAUAGUUUCCCAUUUUAGACCACGUGUCGUUCCCAAGAGUAUAAUUUCUUUAUUUCGCGGAUCGAUGCGCAUGCCCAAGGAUGUGGCAACUUUUUGCAAAAGUAGUAAAUGGUCAGUGAUUUAUAGAAUAAAGAAAAGUAACAAAGAAUAAAGAAUAAAUAAAGAAUAAAUGUGGGCAAGGAAAAAUUUAAUUCUUUAUGAAAAAACCUUUUACCAGUUCGGUGUAAGAAUACACGUAAAAAAAAAGCAAUGUCUUUUAGCACGACGACCAUAAAACAAACAGUAACAUUUUGCAAAAGCCCCACAAACAGCACGUGUACGAAUGCAAUGACUAAAAUAAACAACUUUCUCGUAUCGAGAUCUACA